Branchiostoma floridae (Florida lancelet) is the source of this 2041-nucleotide messenger RNA. RefSeq names its product serine/threonine-protein kinase CTR1-like. The record is from RefSeq and is a predicted model, not a curated record. Lineage: Eukaryota; Metazoa; Chordata; Leptocardii; Amphioxiformes; Branchiostomatidae. The transcript is spliced from 8 exons. The coding region runs from base 1096 to 2001 and encodes 301 amino acids. Gene Ontology annotation, biological process: protein phosphorylation. Gene Ontology annotation, molecular function: ATP binding; protein kinase activity.
CCGACAUACCAAAUAUGAAAACAAUCCAUCUAGGCGUUCUCGUGUUAUGCUGGGCUUCUACACAAAGGCAUAUUAGAUACACAUAUGCAUACAGGCGCUACUGAAAACAUAGCCUUUUUGGCGAAGGUAAUAAAAAAGUUGCCCCUAGAUAGAAAAUAGACUACACAUUCUUUGCAGUUAUAGUCAAAUAUGUUUUUUAGCUUUAAUGCAUGAAAAUCGGAGUAAAGAGUAGUCUGAAAAGCAGAGAUUUUGAGGCAGCUGUUGUUCAGAAUAAUUCCAUGGUGUUCAAGAUCCAAACAAAAUUUGUAGUGGUACAUGAACGAAGUUCAGCUCCCCAGUAGUAACUUUAGGUGUUUCCCAGUCUGAAUGCAUUAUCAUAAGCCCACGGAUCCAUUCAUUGGGUCUUAUGAAAACAAUGUCAAUCUAGAAUGUCAUUGCCAGGACGAACAAAGACCCAGACAGAAAACUAAACAAACAUGUCAAUAAAAACAUUGCCAUGGCGACGGUGGCCUCUGACUAUCAUUUUUCUCUCGCCAAGUUUAACGUUACAAUUAAUAAAUUGCAUAUGUUUUUUGACGUAUCCCAGAUUUAGCACAUUUCCCCGAAAUUUAGAGACUCCGUGAUGGUAUGUAAUGGCAGUUCAUAAUGCGCUUCUGAAAAUGGUUAGCCCUUAACGUAGUGAAACAACAAGAGGGGCGAGUAGAACAGAAAUAAACAAUUUAUACAAAUAACCUGACCGACCCGCGAAUUGAACCCGGGUCCUCAAGAUCACAACACAAGCAGCGUAACUGACUGACCCAAAAGCCUGACAGGCGUUUGGCAUGGUCAGUUAGCACUACUUGAACUCCCCCACUGUUACAGUAGGGGUCAAGCUUUAAGUAGGGUCAAGCUUUCCACAUACAUGUAGGUUGUCCGUGAGUUUGUAUCCCAUCAACCUUUGCGAGGCACGGAUCAUAGUCCUUCGGUUUCUUCCGGUUUUGAUGUAGUCGCUUGUUGUCGGCCGAGACCAAAAUCAUAUCGUCCUGGCACAAAUACCCUGUACUCCUUUUCAAAGACAGCAAAUUUACGCUACUUGUGGUAACUAUACACAAGAAAAUGGCCACAGGAACUCGAGGCCCAGUCUGCACACCCUCCGACGCUGUUACCUUCAUCGACAACAAAGACAUAAGUGUGAAGGAGGAGAUCGGAAAGGGCACGUUCGGCACCGUGUACGUGGCUAACUACAAGGGUAGACAGGUGGCUGUCAAGAAGCUGGGGUUUGAAGACUACCCAUGGCGACUACCCGAGCCAGCGAGGGUCCUGCGGGAGAGUGUGCUGGAAGAAGCGGCGAUCAUGCAGCAGAUACAGGCAGAGAACGUGGUUCGGCUGAUCGGCGUAUGUUUAGAGCCCGCAAAUUACAUCAUUGUCAUGGAGUUCAUGCCGAAAGGAUCACUUCUCAACCUGCUCCUCAGCAAUACGCCCCUGUCAUGGGCACAGCUGCUGCAGUUCAGCACAGAUGCUGCCAGGGGUCUCUGUGCUCUCCAUCGCCCAACUGAGAGCGGUCCACCCAGAGUUCAUGGGAAUUUGACAACCUCAACAUAUCUUCUUGAUGCCAACAUGCGAGUUAAGCUGUCAGACUUCUGUACCACAAAAACGAAAACGUCUGUCAAAAGAUACUCCAAGUUCCGUCGGGGAAGAAGCACAGUUGCUUACGUUGCCCCGGAGAAUCUCAGAGAUAUCAACGCACCGCUGACGCCGGCCGCAGAGGUAUUCAGCUUUGGCAUUGUUCUAUGGGAGAUUGCAAGCAGGAAGUUGGCACACGAAGCUAUAAGGUAUAAGGAAAACGAGAUCCACAAGUUCGUCCUGGAACAGAAAAGAAAAGAGGAGAUACCUGCCAACUGCAACAGCUCUCUCGCCGCCAUUAUAGACAAAUGUAGGAGCUUUGAAGACACAAGACGGCCGGAGAUGGCAGAGGUGGUCAAACUGCUGGAAAAUGCCGAGCGGAACUGUCCAUCGUCAUGACGGGAUUUCUUGAGGGGACACGGCAUUUUUUUGGGGGGGG